AUGCAAGCAAAUAAAAGAACAAGAGUAUACCAUGAAGAAUUUAUUAAUCAAACUACUCUUCAGACAACAGAAAUGCAAGCAAAUAAAAGAACAAAAGUAUAUCAUGAAGGAUUUAUUAGUCAAACUGCUCUCCAGACAAUAGAAAUGCAAGAAGAGGAAGUAGAAAAAUUAAUUGGACCAUCAAUCUUAAUCAAAAAGGAAACAAUCAAUAUCCAAAACCUUCAAAAAAUGAUCCUUCAUUGUCUAACAGAUGAUGUAAAAUCCGAGGAUUGGAUAGAAAUUCGAAAAAAAAGUCAAAUAAAAAGAAUUGUUGUUGUUGGAAUCUCAUCGUUUGGUGGAAGAUUAUUUGGUGUGUCAGGCAAUCCUGUUAAUGAUGAAACCAAGAGAAACCUUUAUGCUUUUAAUAGAAUAUUUGGGGCUAAAUGUGUAAUUAAUCCACGGUUUAGCAAUUUGAAACAGUUUUUAACAGUUGACUUAACCAAUGGAAAUAUCAAAGGAAGGCUUAUCAAGUCCUUUGAAAGAAGUAAAGAAAAAGAUAAGAUUGUAAGAUUGUUAUUAAGAACAGACAACAUGCCCUUUUAUGGAUACAAAGUUCCAGCUUAUCCAGUGAAAGAAAGACAUUUGCCUGAUAAUUGGGUUCAAACUACUCUUGAUUCUACUCCCACUAAUCCCGCUAAUGAAUUCUUGUUUGUAGGAUGCAAAUCAGAACAGUAUUGGGCACAUAUUGUCAUAAUUAACUAUGACCAAGAUGUCAUUUGUAAUGAACAGUUUAAAUUUGAUGGUCCAUCUGCUAGUAAUGAUAUUAGAGGAUUGCAUGAAAUGAAAAGUGUAAAGGAUAUGCAAACCAUUUUAUUGUCUUUUAUCACUAAACAAACAAAAUUAGUUGGUCAUUCCUUAGAAAGAUAUUUAAAAUUAUUAAAAUAUGCACACUCAAAUGUUAUUGACACAUCAACUUUGUAUCAAGAUGGCAGUGGAUUAUAUUCAACUCCAUCAUUAAACAUUCUUAAAAUAAGUUUGCAUAAAUCUUCGCUAGGAAUCGUGAAUACUGCAGAGAAGAAAGCCCGUGCCAUUCAUUCUCUAUAUAAACACAUACUUGAACGAGGCCUUUACGCUAAAAGGCACAAAGAAUCAUUAACCCAUGUUUUAAACAUAAGCAAUAGAUCCACUGCAUUCAUUGAUUAUAAUGACAAGUAUCAAUUAUAUGGUGCCGGUUCAGGUUCUAAUGCAAGCCUUGCUUUAUGUUCCAAUGACGAAGAGGUUGAAGAACAACUCCUUAAAAAAAUUAGAAAACCUAAUUUUGUAUGGGCACAUUUUCGUGAUCUUGAAACAAUUGAUCCAAAUGAAUAUCAAAAUGGCUUAAAAAAUAUCAGUAAUAGAAUAGAUAGAUUAUAUAAUCAAAUACCAACAAACAGUGUUCUAAUGGUCAUUGGUGAACCAAAAAUAAAAAACGAACAUGGAAUCGCUUUUAUUAGAGUUAAAAACUAA
This is a messenger RNA of Entrophospora sp. SA101, 1485 nucleotides long. The record is from the annotation of a GenBank genome assembly. NCBI's taxonomy places the organism in Eukaryota, Fungi, Glomeromycota, Glomeromycetes, Entrophosporales, Entrophosporaceae.